AUGGAAAGCAUCCUUGGGGAGCAUUUCAAUUUCAUCAGCUUCGAUCCCCGCGGUGUUAACUUCACACUCCCAUUCUCCUGUUACGACGACACUGAACAAGCUCCAAACAGUGCUCUUGGAAAUUCUUCCGACGUUGCUUUGGGGCAGAGCUAUGCCAUUGGGACGGAAGUAGCGUUGCAGUGCCAGCGGACGAACAAUCAAACUUCGGCUUUGCUUGGUACUGCAUAUGUUGCUCGUGAUAUCAUCCGGAUUGUCGAUGCUCUUGGUGAAGAUGGGCUCCUGAAAUACUGGGGGUUUUCAUACGGUACACUCCUCGGAGCAACAGUUGCAACCAUGUUUCCAGAGAAGAUGGACCGAGUCGUCCUCGAUGGCGUCGCAAAUGCGAAGGAAUAUUAUGCUGGCUGGGAACCACAAUCACUCACCGAUCUUGAUGCCGUGGUCGAGGGAUUUUACAGUGGGUGCAUCAAGUCACCAUCGACGUGCGCCUUGGCCUCGGAAAAUGCGACACUAGAGUCGAUUUCGAUGAAAGUCGAAAAGCUGCUUGAGUCUCUGAAGUAUGAACCGAUGGUCAUGAUCUCGGAUCACUCGAGCGAACUCAUCACCUACGACAGUGUGAAGACUCGCAUGUUCUCGCUCUUCUAUGCUCCCAAGAACUGGCCCCUGCUUGCAGGUGCCCUGCAAGGUCUCAUAGACAAAGACCCAAACCAGUGGAAUGCUAUUGGGGGUGGAUCUGGAGACCAGUCCGACCCAACACCUCUCGCGCUAUUCGGGAUCCGAUGCGGCGAGUCCGCUUUCCGUACUCACAACUUUUCCAGUUUGGCCCCCCUUCUCGAAGAAGUAGCCAAUGUCAGCAAGUGGGGAGGCCUUGACUUCGGCGCCAGCAACAACAUCCAGUGUUCGCAGUGGUUAGUCACCGCAAAAGAGAUAUAUCGAGGCAACUGGGGUAUUCGAACUAAUCAUCCUGUCCUGGUAAUUGGCAACACCUAUGAUCCGGUCACGCCCCUCGUCUCAGCACGGAAUGUGAGCGAGUCAUUUCCUGGAAGUGUAGUGCUCGAGCAUCGGGGUUAUGGGCACACAUCUCUUGGUCAACCGUCACUCUGCACCGCACGAGCUGUACGUGCGUAUUUCACCAACGGGACCUUGCCUAGUAAUGGCACGAUCUGCGAGGCAAGCGUUCCGCUCUUCUCGAAUGUGACGGUGGCCAGUGUUCUACAGCCGCUGAAUGGAAAUGGCACAGGUAGAGGGAUUGCUAGAAGAGACGCAGCCAACGAGGAAGCGUUGUUGAGAGCACUGCAGAGCCUGUCAAGUGGGGUCGUUGGGCCUGCUUUGUAG
Messenger RNA from Exophiala aquamarina CBS 119918, 1332 nucleotides. RefSeq lists its product as uncharacterized. The record is from RefSeq and is a predicted model, not a curated record. The transcript has 4 exons. The coding region runs from base 1 to 1332 and encodes 443 amino acids. Lineage: Eukaryota; Fungi; Ascomycota; Eurotiomycetes; Chaetothyriales; Herpotrichiellaceae.